AUGCCACCCUCCCCACCACAGACCCGUGAAGCUCUGCUGGAGGGACGGACAGUGGCUCUCGAGUCUCUCCCCGGCCCAUCGUCGUGGUUCUGGACGGUGGCGCUCGACGGCGAGGAGGUGGUCACCCGCUCCGGCGAGGUCGGCGCCGCAGGCGACGAGUCAAUCACCGACUUCCCGUCGACGCAGGAUGCUCUCGCGACAGCGGUCUCACUUCUCGACGCAAAGAUCGCUAACGGCUUCCGAGUCCUCGACGCCCGCGAGGUGCUGGCCCAGGUCACAGGCGGAGACAUUGAGCCGACUGCCCGCGGCGCGUCGCCUGAGGAUAUUGCCAGCCUCAACGCCAAGAUCUUCCCGCGUAAGCUCCCGUCUCUAUACGCAGCCAUGUUACAGGUUGCCGAUGGGGCGGUCCUUGAUCUUACUGCUAUUCACGCUGUCGGCCUUGAUGCGCCCAUCAUCUCGCAGCUCGGCAGCGUGUCCGAGCUUGGCGACUCGGACCUAUACGCCAACGAGUGGGACUUUCCCUUCGAGCUGUGCGGGCGCACGCUUAACAUCGAUGGCGAUGGCCACGCUUGGGUCAUUCUCGACUAUGUUCAUCCUGGCCCAUCGGGCGAGCCGUCUGUCGCCCAUGUCCUCCAAUGGUCCGACCCGCCGUACACGCCGGUCAAGAUCGCCGACUCGUUUGCCGACUUUAUGCUGGCUCUGCGCAAGGCCGACGCCGGCGGUUGA
Molecule: messenger RNA, 726 nt
Organism: Thecamonas trahens ATCC 50062
Lineage: Eukaryota; Apusomonadida; Apusomonadidae
Exons: 2
Coding region: 1-726 (241 amino acids)
Source: RefSeq, a predicted model, not a curated record